CUGCUCGUUACCCUUUUUUCACUUGCCAUCAUGCGCCAUUGCAGUGUAUGCAAGAUCGAGUGUGAAAAGCCCCUACAAUGCUCAAAAUGUCAGAAAACCAUCUACUGCUCUGCGGAGUGCCAGAAAGUUGACUGGAAGGUGCACAAACGCAGCGUCUGCAUCAAGCCGGCCAUCCUACACAAGGUAGACAAACUGAUGAAAAAAUGGGGUGGGCCAGGGUCGACAAUGGGAACCAUCGAUAGGAUUGAACAACUGGCUUGGGAAGAGCGCCGGCGGAAUCCGAUUCCCGCGUCAAAAUGCGAUGGUUGCUUUUCGCGAUUCCGAGGUACUCCUCCAGAUGAGGAUGAGGAUGAGGAGGACGAUGUGAGAGAUGUGGGAGAUGCCUUCAAACGGUGCACAACGUGUGAUUACACCAUUUGCGAAGAUUGUACGCAGCCAGAGAUGCAAGGUGUUCCAUACUUUGAUCGCCCAUCAGGCACUUGCCGCUGUCCGAAGGCGAACUUUGGCGUAAGCUACUGCUUAUCGCCGCCCUGUUACCUUGACGGUGAUGGUCGUAAGCCAUACCAUGGUGACAGACACCCCGAGAUGGCGGGCAGUGGAUACAGUGAAGAUGCAUUCGAGCCGAAGGAACGGCAAUGCAGGACAUGUGGUGUGGUUGCGCGAUGUCUAAAGAAAGAGCACCUCAAGGAUGCGAUGCCUGGCAUCAAUUAGCCCUGUGUAACCUUGAAUAGCCUGCUUCGCUUGUUCUAGUACGAAUGAUGUUGAUAGGUCUUCUUGUAACGUUGCUUUCUACCAUGUACUAUUACGUGUGACAACUAUUGAUCAAUAUUUACCCCGCAUUCGUCAUUCAACUUGUUAUAAUUAGCUACUGGUAGC
This is a messenger RNA of Suillus paluster, 876 nucleotides long. RefSeq lists its product as uncharacterized. The transcript is spliced from 4 exons. Bases 31 to 711 code for a protein of 226 amino acids. Lineage: Eukaryota; Fungi; Basidiomycota; Agaricomycetes; Boletales; Suillaceae. The record is from RefSeq and is a predicted model, not a curated record.